GGGGAUGAUCGCAGGCUGGCAGCACAGAUUUGUAUUUGCAGCCAGAGAGUGAGGAGCACAAGUGUGACAGGUUACUGGACUGCACACACACAUACAGAUCGGCAUUACCCGGUGCCCAGCCACAGCAAAAUAUCCUGGGGUUGUCGCCUUGAAGCAUCUGCACCAAGAUGGAGAAGAUGACCAGGGUCUUACCGCUCAACCCAACUUUUUUACCUCCAACGUACGGAGUGCUGAAAUCCCUGCUGGAGAACCCCUUGAAGCUGCCGCUACAUCACGAUGAUGCCUUUUGCAAAGAAAAAGAUAAAGAGAAGAAGUUAGAAGAUGAUAGCACAGCCACGUCUGUCACCCAGUCGGCCUUCCUGGGGCCAACUCUCUGGGACAAGACCUUGCCAUAUGAUGGAGACACCUUCCAGCUGGAGUACAUGGACCUGGAAGAGUUCCUUUGUGAAAAUGGGAUUCCACCUACCCAAUCCCCACAUGAACUGAACUCUCAUCAGCCUAGCCUCCCGCCACCCCCAGUGACCUCACCUACUGUCAUGGAUCUGAGCAGCCGAGCAUCUACCUCUGUCCUACCAGGCCUGGUGCCCCAGAACUGCAUGCACAGUCCAGUGAGACCUGGUCAAAUUCUGCCCGCACACCGGAACACGCCAAGCCCAAUUGACCCAGAAUCCAUCCAGGUAGCCGUGGGCUAUGAACCAGACCCAGCAGAUCUCGCCAUUUCCACCAUUCCAGGGCAGGAGAUGUUUGACCCACGUAAGCGCAAAUUUUCAGAGGAGGAGCUCAAGCCACAGCCAAUGAUCAAGAAGGCUCGUAAAGUCUUCAUUUCUGAAGAUCUGAAGCAGGAUGAAAAAUACUGGGCAAGGCGCAGAAAGAACAACAUGGCCGCCAAGAGGUCAAGAGAUGCACGGAGGCUAAAAGAGAACCAGAUCGCCAUCCGAGCCUCGUUCCUUGAGAAGGAGAAUUCCGCCUUACGGCUGGAGGUGGCCGACCUCAGGAAAGAGAUGGGAAAAUGCAAGAACAUUUUGGCAAAGUACGAAGCCCGACACGGGCCCGUCUGAAAGCCUUGAUGGCCACGCAGACGCAUGGACACCUUCAUCUUGGCCGCGUAGCACUAAAACACAUACCAACCUAAUUCUGUCAUCAGCACUUUACUGGAAGAAGAAACUGACUUGCAAUUUCUCUUUUUUUUACCAUUACUAUUUCAUUAUUAUUUUUUUUUUCUCAUUUGUGUUUUCGCCUCAGCACUUUCCAUACUAUGAAGCGCUUUAUGAAAGGGUAUCAAUUACCUUGACUGUGUAUAAUUAUAAAAAGAAAAUCUGCUGUAGCAAACUGCUUGUUUUUCCAAUACCCUCAACAUUUUGCUCUGGAGUGAAACUGGGGACACUUAUGCAAAGUAGAGCAAGAAGAACUUAUGGAACAAUAUUGACCUUGGCUGACUUUGCAUGUCAUGGGGUCUAAGUUGUAUAAACUGUUCAUCAUGCAUU
Molecule: messenger RNA, 1484 nt
Organism: Nanorana parkeri
Lineage: Eukaryota; Metazoa; Chordata; Amphibia; Anura; Dicroglossidae
Gene: HLF
Product: HLF, PAR bZIP transcription factor
Exons: 4
Coding region: 168-1058 (296 amino acids)
Biological process (GO): regulation of transcription by RNA polymerase II
Cellular component (GO): nucleus
Molecular function (GO): DNA-binding transcription factor activity, RNA polymerase II-specific; RNA polymerase II cis-regulatory region sequence-specific DNA binding
Source: RefSeq, a predicted model, not a curated record